GUUCCACAGGUGCCGUGGUGAACAGCUCUGAGGAGACGCCGCUUACAGAUCACACAUCCGCUUCAACUCUUCUCACUCUUUCAUAGGGACUUCCCGCCGUGUCUCUAUAGUCGUUUUCUACCAAGCUCCGUUAUUUCGUCGAGCUCUCUCUCUCUGUGUUUCUUAAUAGACUGUCUGUCGUGGGUUUCGGCAGUAAAGUGAGGGCUUUUUUGGGGGAGGAUGGCGGCUAUCAAGGCGCUUCAGCAGUGGUGCAGGAAUCAGUGCGAGGGAUACAGAGAUGUGACCAUCAGCAACAUGAGCUCCUCUUUCAGAGAUGGACUGGCCUUCUGCGCUCUCAUCCACAAGUUCAGACCGGACCUCAUAAACUUUGAGUCUCUCUCCAAAGACAAUGUGUAUUACAACAACCGUUUGGCGUUCCGUGUGGCUGAAGAUCAUCUGGGAAUCCCAGCUCUUCUGGAUGCCGAGGACAUGGUGGCUUUGCCUGUCCCAGACAGACUCAGCAUCCUCACAUAUGUCUCACAAUACUAUAAUUACUUCCACGGCCGCUCGCCAAUCGGGGGAGUAGGAGGUAUCAAGCGGCACGCUGAGGACUCUAAGGAGGUGCCAUCAGAGAAGAAGAAUCUGCCUGUGGUUGCCAAAAACCACAAUCUUAAAACAAAUACAGAGAACCGUCCUCCUCAAAUUGAAAUGCCAAAAAAUAUCAGAGACAACCGUCCUCCAUCUACUAACAUCCAGAAAAGUGCUCCAGAGAAGCACAUUGUGCCUACUCCAGCUCGACAGACUGGCACGGACUGGCUGAAAUCUCCAGGGCAGAAAUGUGUGCCGGCACCCAUCACGCCACUCGGAGCGAGAUCUCCACAACCACACAGAGAUGCUGAGAAGAAAACCGUUUUGAUGGAGAGUUCAAAUAAAACCGGCACAUUGAAAGGUGAGUGUGCGGUUUGUGGGAACCACGUCCAUCUGGUCCAGAGACACCUGGUGGAUGGAAAACUCUACCACCGGAGCUGUUUUAAGUGUAGUGUAUGCUAUGGCACACUGAAAUCUGGGGUGUAUAAACUGGGAACGGACGCUGGCUCACUGGUCUGCAGUAUUCACCAACAUGGCCAAAAUGGCUUCAAGCCUACUGUUAAGCCUUUUAAGAGCAGUGGCUUUACGCUUGCUGAUUUGGUGCCCAAAUCUGAAAGUGGAGAUCAGCCGUCUUCGCAGCGCUACAACUCUGUAUUAUCUGCCCCCAUUAAAGCUGCGCCCAGACCGGUGGAGCUCAGUCCCGCUCCGCAGUCGUGGACCGCCUCUGCUCAGAGGACUCAGGAGGCCAGGCAGAAGUUCUUUCAGUCCAGUGGUCCAGCAGCAGAGCAUCGGCCCAACACAAGACAGCAGUCAGGCCCCUCAGAGUCCUGCACCAAUCAGAACACAAGACUGAAGUUGGAGGAGAAAGACCGAACCAGUGCCUUGACAAAUGGAAAACUACUUGAAGGAAACACAAACAACAACAAUGCGCUUAAUUCUGACCUAGCAGCGCAGAGGCAGCUAAAAAUCAGAUGCACUUCAGCUGAAGUCUCUAGCUGGAGGCAGGAGUUACACGGACGAGAUGCUACAGGAGGGAGCUCAUAUCAGGCCGUUUCAACCAGCUCUGCUAUCAGCAGUAGAGGCAUAAACUCCAGAGAAUCCCUCUACCUCAGUGCCAUCAGCAAGGAGCGUAGCAGACCUCCAUCCCUGCUGCUUUCUACCGCCAAAGCCAAAGAUGUUCAGAGCUGCGAAGCCCCAACUGACUGGAGAUCAAAGCCAAAGGCAGCUCCAAGUGGACCAAGACUCAAAUCUCCAGAUAAUGCCAAGGAUAUUCCUUUGACUUCUGGAAGAAACAAAAGUGACCAUUGUUUGACAAUGCUCCAAAAUGCUCCGGCCUCUAUAUCGAACAACUCUUGCUGCUCCAUCAAUGUUACCCCGAAGCCCAGAAGGGAGCAGCAGCAGGGUACCUGUGUUAAAAAUGGACCAGGCACAUCGCAAGUUUUCUCUGCCCCUCUCCAGCCAUUCAGUCCUGUUGUCUCAUGUUUGAGAGAGACCUGUGCUGUGCAGGGUUCUAAACCGGACUAUUCCAUCUCUUCAUCUGUCCUGCCCUCUCAGUCUUGUCAUAAACCUUCAUCUCCAAAACAACCUCGCCGCGGAUCGGCGGCAUCAUGUUACAACAAUGGAAAUAUUUCUUCCACAAAGGGCUUGCUGCAUGAAACAAGGUUGCCUACGAUGAAGCCUUGCUACAUCACAACAGAACAGAUUUCAAAAGAGUUGCAGGACAUUGAGAACAAGCUGUACGAUCUGGAGAAUGAAGGGGUGGAAUUGGAGAGAAGGCUUCGCAUUUAUGAAGAAGAGGGUCAUGGGGACCUGCUGAUGGAUCCCUUGAUGGUGGACUGGUUUAACCUGAUUCGGAAAAAACAAAGCUACAUGCGGAGAGAGUCAGAGUUGAUGUACAUAGCAAGAACUCAAGAUCUGGAGGAGCAGCAGCCUGGAGUCGAAGGAGAGCUCAGGAGAUUGAUCAAUAAACCAGAACAUGCCAAGACUUUGGAUGAGAAGAAGAGGGAAACAGAGCUAUUGAACAGACUGAUGAAGAUAGUGAAUGACAGGAACGCCAUUGUUGAAGGGCUGGAGGAAGACAGGAUAAGGGAGGAGGAAGAAGAUCAACAGUUGAAUGAGAUGAUGCAAAGACUGGGUCUUCAGAAGUUUAAAAACAAACGCAAGUCAUCCUUCUCAAGGCUGUUUAGACGAAGAAGUAAAAAAGCUUCAAUGGGAUAGUGAAGUUGAGAGCUGCUGGAGUCAACUCAUCCAGACUUUCGUUGAAGUUCAGAUUUUUCCAGGUGACACAGAUGGUUUAAACAAGUGGGAUUAGUAUAACAGUUAUGUCAGGUGACUCAGUGAGUUGGAGUUCUUGGAACAAAAUAAUGUUUUGUUCAAACACUUUUUUUUUUCUCUUAUGUUUUUUUACUUAUUUGAUUUAAGCUAAUACUAGUUCUUUUCAUUUGCUUUAAGUUUUCAACAUAUUGGUCCUAUAUGCUUCUUUUGCUUUUACUUUAAAUGCGUGGGCUAGUUUGAAUAAUUAUUGUUCAAAAACAUUUCUUUUAUUAUUUUCCUGUCUUCUUCCACCCCCUCACUUGUUCAGACAUAAACCGUAACUUAUAUUAGCAGAUAAACAAACAGAUGCCCAAGGCUGGCUGAAACGCACUACUUGACUGUGAUCCAAAAAUCUGUGUAGAGUCUUAAUUUAACCCUAACCCCUUAAAAAAAAUAAUUGAACUGCUAAAUCUAGAGGUCUUGGCGACGCAGUGCUUGCGGUGACCUGAAGGGGGCACUGUGAGCUCACAUGCAUUUGCACUGGCAGAGUUUUCCCGUUUCUUAUUUUAUAUUCCUGAGAAUGCUAAAUCAAGCUGGAGAUUAGACGGCAGAGGAUCUUGUGUGCUGGAAAGGCAUGGAUUAUUGGUUUUAUUCUCUUUUUAAGUCCUCUAACCUAGUUCAAUUAAAAGUGCACCUCGUUUAACUUAUCUACGAAAUAUAGUCUUGUCCAAAGAUGUCUUUUUACGCGGUGUUUAAAUAUGACUACAGAAUGAAUGUUUUAAGAAGUUUUUAAAAGUUCUCUUGAGAGAUGCUUACAAUUGGAUGUGCUUAUUUAUUGUACGUUUUACUUUGCAAACGAGUUCUUUAAUAAAUAUUAACGAUAUUUCUUAUACGUACCCUAAAGCAUUCCAGAGCUUUAUUUUAGAUUUUAUGUACUUCAAAUGCCAAAAACAUUAAAUGGGAAAAGCCUAUUUAUUACCCGAACUGGCCACAAUGCCCGGGUUUAUCCCGAACUUCCAGUCGGUUUCCUUCUCGUUCUGAAUUAAAACGACUCCGCGACCGUAAUUGUUGUCCCUAUCAUCGCUCUCGCUGUAAAACGGCCGUUUAUACAGCCAUCAUUUAAUAUGGGUUUUAGUAAAAUGCAUUAAGAUAAUUUACUCACAUUUAAUAUCACGCCACUGCUUACAGGCCAUCCAUCCCCAAUUUAAGAUGCAUGAAAUUGUGAUCAUGAACUUGGAACAGCAUCUCUCUCUAGCUGAGAGGAGCCGAGGAGGAUAUUGGUGCAGAACGCCACGCGUGAUGCGGGUGACAGUCGAGACUGAAUACGUGUGAUAUUAGAGUUAAUUAAAGCUUUGCGCCCCAUCUCCUGCAAACGCUCGCACUCCUGCAAUUAAGAAUCAAAGGCGAGGGCUUAGUGUCAGGGGGGUGUCUAAUACAUGGUUUUAACAGGAAUGGGACCUGAUUUGCCAGGCUCCUAGCGACAAGCAUUAACAACAGCCUCAAAUUAGGCGGACAUUAAUAUUCAUAAGUAAAACAAUUCGUCCUGUGAAUGGCUGAUGAAAUGAAAUUCUCAGGCGUCCACGCUGGCCGUGUCCAUCAAAAGAUGCCAUUACUGAUCAAGUGCUUAAUGUAUAUGAGCUGUCUGAUGAAAUUGAAGGGAUAAAGGACGCCGGGGUUCGACUUGUUUGGUAUUUCAGAACUCAAACGCACCCUCGCUAACCUCACGCAUGCGCCCCGCGCUCGUCUUUCUUUUGGUACAUAACCGAAUGGCAUUUACAUAUUUGCUUGAUCAAGGCCAGCUAAGCGCAGGUCACUAACACAAAAUGGAUUUGAAAAUGGAGUGUACUUAAGCCUUUUUUUGUGUGUUUUCGUUGGAAAGUGCGUUAAUGCGACGCGCACGGGUGCCAUCGCAAGCUUUCAGUGUAAUGCAACGCGGUUUAAUUGUUUAAUUAAAAGCAUACAUUACACACUUAUCUGACGUGCGGUUUAUUAUAAAGGUCAAACUCUGCUUGUCCAGCGGCGGCCACUGCGCUGAGCUGUUUGUUCUCUUCCCCUGUGUGUGUGUGUGUGUGUUGCAGAUAUGGUGCUAGCGCUUCUGCCACUAGCCUGUAAUUAUGAUCCUCAAGGUAAUUUUAUCAGCCUCAUUAGCUCUGAUGAGUAAACGAGAAGCGUGCUUCUAAUUUAUUAGCCAUCCAGACUGGAGCCUUGGCUCUCAUCAGACGGAUCAUAAUAUUUGUAUAGGGUAGCUGAUAUAUUCAGUGUAUCAUCCGGCCUCAGGAAAGAUUCAGAAUUAGUAAUUGCAUUCUAAAUGCUGGCCCUGCUUGGAUGGCUUCGUUUGGUCUAGAGCGAUGGUUCUCAACCUUUUUGACUCAAAGGCCCCCGGUAAGGUGUUCUUUUUCCUACAGCUAAGCUGCUUUUUAAAAAAAAUUAUUUAUUUAAUUUUUAUAAAUCAAACAUGUUUUUUAAGUGUGGUAGGAGUGGCCAUUUAUUAAAAUAUUUACAUUUCAAUUCAAUCAGUCCAGAGGUUAUAAUGCUCUUUUCUGGUUCUUUGUAAUUGGGCAAAUUUUUAUUUAAAUUAUUAGACUCACAAAUAACAAAUUAAAUGUGACACUUGGAUCACAAAACCCACCGGGGAAUAUUAAUAGCUAAAUACACAUUGUAUUGGUCAAAAUGUUUUUUUUUUUUUAUAUUUUUAUUCAUUCUUUUAUGCCGAGAAUCAUUGAUAUUAAGUAAAAUAUGUUCCAAGAAGAUAUUUAUUCCUCAUUCUAGAUUAUGAAUUCCAAAUGUUCCAAUCAUGAGUUCAAACCAUGUAUCAAUAGAAAGCUUAUUUAUUCAGCUUUCAGAUGAUGUAUAAAUCUUUAAAAAAAAAAAAAAAAAAAAAAAAGAAA
Messenger RNA from Puntigrus tetrazona (Sumatra barb), 5708 nucleotides. It is a transcript of the gene micall2a, whose product is annotated as mical-like 2a. Gene Ontology annotation, biological process: negative regulation of microtubule depolymerization. The record is from RefSeq and is a predicted model, not a curated record. The transcript is spliced from 18 exons. The coding region runs from base 220 to 2784 and encodes 854 amino acids. NCBI's taxonomy places the organism in Eukaryota, Metazoa, Chordata, Actinopteri, Cypriniformes, Cyprinidae. Gene Ontology annotation, cellular component: microtubule cytoskeleton. Gene Ontology annotation, molecular function: protein binding.